Messenger RNA from Coffea eugenioides, 1216 nucleotides. RefSeq names its product F-box protein At4g00755-like. The record is from RefSeq and is a predicted model, not a curated record. Lineage: Eukaryota; Viridiplantae; Streptophyta; Magnoliopsida; Gentianales; Rubiaceae. The transcript is spliced from 2 exons. The coding region runs from base 651 to 1145 and encodes 164 amino acids.
AAGUGCAUAAGAUCUGAGGUUGCCAUUCUUUGUUUCGGCCAAUUUGCAUUAGAUGGACCUUUGUUUAGUCCAAGUACUAAAUAAAUUGGUGAGUAGAUUAUUACUGAUGCUCAAAAUGAGCCGUUUCAUCCUAUUUUGAAAUACCAGUUUUAUAUAAAAUGUCGUGAGACAUGUAGAAUUUUGUUGUUUACUUCAAAUUGGACUGGCUUACUUGAUUUAAGUGCCGUGAUUUCCUCAGUAAGCCAUUAGUAGAGGUCCAAACAAAAUGACAAUGGAAGUUUUGAAUAUGGUUCCCGUGUUGCUCAAUAUGACUUUUGAUAUGCUUCACUUUUGUACAAGUUACUGAGCAAUGUAUGCCUUGAUCAGGGAAAAGAAAAGAGUUUGAGCACUUGUCUGUCAACUCUUCUCUCUGUGUGAUCAAAGUAAAGAAGUUUAUGUGCAGGGCGGCAAUCUGUGCCUUAUGGUGGGGGAAAAAUAAAAGAAUUUGAGGACGUGUCUGUCAAUCUUUUCUGUGUUUGAUCAAACUAGAGAAAUUGAGGUGCUUCACAGCUGUCUGUACUUUUAUCUCUGUUUCUUUUAAGGGCUUUGAACCUUAUGCAGUGAUUGUGAAUGGAAUAUGCAAGCAACUCUGUUUAAAGGUGUUCCCUGAGAUGUCCACUGUUACUCGUGCUAUUGAAAUUAGUAACAUUGUAGAACCUGUGGAAUCCAGGACCAAUGAGCCUAUUGAAUGGGCAUGUCUGAAACGGGACCAUAAAGUAUAUGCAUUUUUGGCUCAAGGUAUUGCCUCCUUCCCAAGAAAAGAAUGCUUGUCUGAGGCACUUGGUGCUUCAAGCACUGACAAUUACCCAGAUGAAAGCAUUCAGAAUACCCCGGAACCAAGUGACAGGAUUGGUCAGAGACCUUCUUACUGGUCGAGCAAGGGUGAAAUUGAUUCUGCAGUCCCUGAGACAUUAACGUAUAAAUUGAUGGCCAAACUCUGUGUGAUUACUGAAAUCCAUAUUCAACCAUUUCAAGUGUACUUUCAGUUUGGUUCCCCCAUAUAUCCAGCAAAGGCUGUAAGAUUUUUGAUGGGGGAUUUGUAUUGCUGGUAUGGAAGCACAAAUGGAGGGAGAAGUGUCUUCAGCUGCACAAGAAUCUUGUCAUGAAAUAUUGCUGGUCCAGAUUCAGUAUUACUAAUUAACUGCGUUAUAGGAGAAUUGUUUGCAAAAGUUCAAGC